AUGCGUUUCUCAACAGCCUUUGCCUCAGCAGGCCUUAUCAGCUCUGCCCUCGCCGGUCUUCUCCCCAGAUCCUUCAAGGUCCCUUCUGGCGACGGCUUCCCAAGCCCCAACAAUGACCAGCUCCAGAAGAUCGCCGUGCAAGCCGGUGGAAAGCUCCCCGGCGCUGCUCUGCCUACUUCGCUCGGCGAUGGUUCCACAACUGCCUUCCAACUCAUCGCCUUCAACGAGCUCUUUGAGACUGCUUACUUUGGCUCUCUGCUCCACAAUGUGACCAACAGUGUCGAGGGCUAUGGAGUUGAUGAGGGCAAGCGUGGAGAGGCUGAGAAGAUUAUCAAGACAGUUCUUGCUCAAGAAGAACAACACGCUCUUGGAGCUCUGGCUAUCCUCAAGUCGGCUGGCAAGUUUGCCCCUUCGCCCUGCAAAUACCAGUUCCCCGUCAACUCUCUCGAGGGCGCCGUACAACUCGCUGAGACAUUCACCGCCGUUGUCCUGGGUGCUCUCCAGGGUGCCAACGAGAUCUUUGCCACCGAGGGCGCUCCCGCCAUCGUCCGCCUUGUCUCAUCAGUCAUCGGCCAGGAGGGUGAGCAGAACGGCUUCUACCGCGUGUACCUCAACCAGGUCCCCUCAGAGUCUCCCUUCCUGACCACUGUCCCCGCUGCCUUUGCCUGGUCUGCUCUCCAGGGCUUUGUCGUCCCUGGAUCGUGCGAUGAGGACAUCAAGAACAUCAACCUGCCCAUCUUCCCUGCUCUGUCGGUCAACGGUGGAGCUAUCGCUGUUCUCGAUGCCGAGGACCAGACUCUUUCUUUCAGCGCCACUCUCGACAAGUCGUACGAGGGCGAGGACCUCUACAUCACCUACACCACUGGCCAGCAGCUUCCCUACAGCGUCAAGGCUGAGAAUGUCAAGUGGGAUGGAAACAGUGUCAGCGUCGAGGCCGAGUUCCCCUUUGAGAAGCUUGUUGCUCAGGGCUUCACCCACGCUGCUUUGACCACCUCUUGCGACAUUGCAACUCCCGAUGAUGUCCCCGCUGUGACUCUGGCUGCUCCUGGUCUCAUCCAGGUCCAGAACUCUCUGUCCAGUGGCAAGGGCAGUUACUCUUACUAA
This is a messenger RNA of Fusarium sp. VM40, 1104 nucleotides long. NCBI's taxonomy places the organism in Eukaryota, Fungi, Ascomycota, Sordariomycetes, Hypocreales, Nectriaceae. The record is from the annotation of a GenBank genome assembly.